This is a messenger RNA of Octopus sinensis (East Asian common octopus), 1479 nucleotides long. RefSeq names its product probable inactive peptidyl-prolyl cis-trans isomerase-like 6. The transcript has 9 exons. Gene Ontology annotation, molecular function: peptidyl-prolyl cis-trans isomerase activity. Gene Ontology annotation, biological process: protein peptidyl-prolyl isomerization. Bases 85 to 1365 code for a protein of 426 amino acids. Lineage: Eukaryota; Metazoa; Mollusca; Cephalopoda; Octopoda; Octopodidae. The record is from RefSeq and is a predicted model, not a curated record.
ACUAAUAACCAUAUAAUAUUUGUAAACAACGAAGAUUCUUAACACGUUAUUCUUUUCACAUUCCGAGUUUGUUGAGCCGGCAAAAUGGCCACUUCUGCAAAGAAUUACAAAGUCGUCAUUUAUGGAUUAAUUGAUUCUAUGAAUUUCAAAAGAGCUCAAUAUUGUGCACAAAAAAUGGAAGUUGAUUUUCCUGAAACGUUUAAAAAACCUGAUAUUGUUCCCAUGUUUGAAUUUGAGUGGGAAGAAUUUAUUGAAAAGCAGAAAAAGUUGCUCCAAGGAGAAAUGUGGAUAUAUGACAAAAAUGAAUUGGUGUUUAUCAACGAUAAAAUGCUUGGUAGCUAUGAUGAUCUUUUGUACUGGGCUGAUUAUAGUAAAUUUUAUGACAACAAUUUACCAUAUACAUUGUUUUCUGCAUUAGUUGAAGAGGAUUACAGAAAUGAAUUAAUCAAGAGAAAUCAUGAUUUUAUCUACAUGUACAUCAGUAUCGAUGACAUAGACUCUGGAUUUUUCCUAAUUGAGUUGUUCAAUGACAUUCUUCCAAAAACAUGUGAAAAUUUCAAAACAUUAUGCGUUGGAAAUACUCCCAUGGCACGUGACCCACUGAGAAAACUCACUUAUGAAGGCUCCUUUUUCCACAGAAUUGUACCAAAUGGAUGGAUUCAAGGAGGCGAUGUGUGCGACGGUCGUGGUAAUGAUGGAGAGUCUAUAUUUGGAGGUGAAUUUGAAGAUGAAAAUUUUUGUAUACCUUUCAACAAACGGGGCGUACUAGGAAUGGCUAACCAUGGACGGCAUACAAAUUCUUCCCAAUUUUUUAUAACUUUAGUAGAAACACCUUGGAUGAAUCAUAAAUAUGUUGCCUUUGGUCAACUUCUUGAAGGCACAGAGCUUCUACAGACAUUAGAAGAAGAACAAACAUUCAAUGAGAGACCCAUCAAGCCUUUAAGGAUCUACAAAUGUGAGGCAUUUAAUUUUACAGAGUCUAUUACCCAUACACCACCAUCUAACAUGUCGGGAAGCAUUCAUGUUUUUCCAGAAGGGGAUGAAGAUGCUGAAAAAGAACAUUCACCAGGUGAACAAGAAGAUGCAGCAGAUAUACCAGAAAAUGUAACAGAUGAACCAGAAAAUACCGUAGGUGUAACAGAAGAUGUAGAAAAUAUACCAGAAGAUGCAGAAGAUGCACCAAAAGUUGGAGGUGAUACACCAGAUGAUGAAGUAAAUGUGCUGGAUGAUGCUUUUGUUGCACCUGAAGAGUUAGUAAAUGCACCCGAAGAAAAAGUUGAACCAGAUGAAAAAGAAAAGAACAAAUGCCUUCAACAGAAGACUCCAAGGAUACAUAAACUUCUUAUUAUGCAUAAGCAGAUAUAAGCACACUCAUGCAUGUAUAUGUGCACACAAAUAUGUGUGUAUGCACACACACAACACAACAUAACACAACACUAUACUUGUAUGUUGUGUUGUGUGUGUGUGAACAUAUGUUUG